UUGGGUUAGCAGUUGGCAGUUGGCACUGUUCAGGUUGGCAGCAAUUUGUUUUUGUUUACCGCUGUCGGCACUCGGCGCUGUCAUUUUCGAAUUUUAACCAAAAAUAAAAUAUUCAAAAUAUUUUCUCAAACUUCCUGAAAAAUCUAGGGAUAUAAUGGCUGCUGCAGCUGCUGCCAAAAUUGCUGAGGUACGGGAAACCACUCGUGUGGAAAGGAUUGGGGCUCAUUCUCACAUCAGAGGUCUUGGUUUAGAUGAUAGUCUUGAGGCAAGACAUGUUUCCCAAGGUAUGGUUGGACAAGUGUCUGCCAGACGUGCAGUUGGUAUUGUACUUCAGAUGGUUCGAGAUGGAAGAAUUGCAGGAAGAGCAGUGCUUCUAGCAGGACAGCCAGGUACUGGGAAAACUGCUAUUGCUACAGCUUUAGCAGCUGCCUUAGGUCAUGAUACACCCUUUACUAGUAUGGCAGGCUCAGAAAUUUAUUCUUUGGAAAUGAGCAAGACUGAGGCUAUCACUCAAGCCUUCAGGAAAAGCAUUGGAGUUAGAAUAAAAGAAGAGAGUGAAAUAAUCGAAGGUGAAGUAGUGGAAGUCCAAAUCGAACGACCCGCUACGGGGGUCGGCACAAAAGUUGGAAAACUCAUCUUGAAAACGACCGACAUGGAAACCGUUUAUGACUUGGGCGGCAAAAUGAUCGACAGCAUCCUGAAAGAAAAAGUGCAAUCGGGGGAUUUCUUUUCCUGCAUAAGAUUCACAAGGCCUUUCAUGUCAACCGAUUGUAAAAUCACUCGUUUGGGACGAUCUUUUGCAAGAGCCAGGGACUAUGAUGCCACCGGCCAACAGACCAGAUUCGUUCAGUGUCCCGAGGGGGAACUACAGAAGAGAAAGGAAGUGGUUCAUACAGUCACUUUACACGAAAUCGAUGUGAUCAAUAGUCGGACUCAUGGAUUUUUGGCAUUAUUUUCUGGUGACACCGGUGAAAUCAAACCCGAAGUGAGGGAACAAAUCAACGGCAAAGUUGCAGAAUGGCGUGAGGAAGGCAAAGCCGAAAUCAUUCCUGGCGUCCUCUUUAUUGAUGAGGUUCACAUGUUGGACAUCGAAUGUUUCUCGUUCUUGAACAGAGCCCUCGAAAAUGAAAUGUCUCCGAUAGUCAUAAUGGCGACGAACAGGGGAAUCACCAAAAUCCGAGGUACAACCUACAAAUCACCACACGGGAUUCCUCUGGACUUGCUGGAUAGAACUAUUAUUGUCCCCACACAGCCUUAUGAUGAAAAAGAAUUGAGAGAAAUUCUAAGGCAAGUAUAUUCAAAUUUGUGUUCAGCAACCCCAUAUUACCCUAGCAUCCGGUGCGAAGAAGAGGACUGUCAAAUGUCCGAUAACGCCUUGGCCGUCCUGACGCGCAUCUGCAAGGAGACCUCGCUGCGCUACGGUAUGCAGCUGAUCAUGACGUCCAGUUUGAUAGCGAGGAAACGCAAGGCGCACGAAGUGGAAGUGGAGGACAUCAAGCGGGCAUAUCAGCUGUUCUUCGACGAGGGCAGAUCGGUACAGUUCCUCAGAGAGUAUCAGCAGGAGUUCAUGUUCAAUGACGUGGAUGACAAGGAUGACAUGGAAAUGGAGACAAUGUAAUCAUCAGGAUGCAGUAUUUUUUGAGGCACGAAUUUCACAUCAUGUUUUUUUUUAAUUUGUCAAUUUGUACACUUCUUUAUGUAACUUUGUUUGUGAAAUAUUAUGUUUAAGUUUGUGAAAACUGAUUUGAUUUUUCAUAACUGUUGAAUGAUUAGGGAGAUGCAUAGAUGUAAAACCCUAAGAAUAAAAAUGUAGUUUCUAUA
This is a messenger RNA of Phaedon cochleariae (mustard beetle), 1821 nucleotides long. Lineage: Eukaryota; Metazoa; Arthropoda; Insecta; Coleoptera; Chrysomelidae. The record is from the annotation of a GenBank genome assembly.